This is a messenger RNA of Talaromyces proteolyticus, 2904 nucleotides long. RefSeq lists its product as uncharacterized. The record is from RefSeq and is a predicted model, not a curated record. The transcript has a single exon. NCBI's taxonomy places the organism in Eukaryota, Fungi, Ascomycota, Eurotiomycetes, Eurotiales, Trichocomaceae. Bases 1 to 2904 code for a protein of 967 amino acids.
AUGACCAUCACAACUGCUGGGAGUUGCAUACCACCUCCUACUUCGAGCAGUCUAUACGCUGGGGCCACAACAUUCACAGAGCCUGAUGGGGGUAUUGUAGUGUCGAGCUCUGGCAUUUUGAUAAUCUCUGGAUCAGAGACGGUAACGAUACCAGCUGUCUCAUCUUUGACCACUCUCACUACUUAUGGUCAAACUUUUACGCUUUCUGGACAGCUAAACCCUCAAAGCCUGACUUUGAGCAUCCUCCCACCCAUUACCACUACCCUUCCAAAUAGGUCAUUAACGACGAUUUCUGGAUCUAUCAUCACUCUACCAGGCGAUACAACAAGGUCCUCUGUGGUUACCAUACUAGCAUCGACAGAAACAUUGCCCAACGGAGUACUCACUACCAUACCCGCAACGACCGAGACACUGAGCAAUAACCCGCCAGAAGGAUCAGAAUCACUGACUACAAUACCCGGCACGACAGAAACUUUACCUAAUGGCUCGCUGACGAUUAUCCCCCCAAGCACGGAGACAAUACAGAGUAUCUCAUCAGUAAUAGUGAUAACGAUUUCACCCACCACCUCUACGCUUCCUGAUGGCUCUUUAACGAGUAUCCUAGGGACCACGGAAACCCUUCAACCUAAUUCUUCAGCUUCUUCUAUUGGACCCUCCUUGACCACUAUCCCGCCCUCUACAACAACGCUUCCUAACGGUUCAUUAAGCAUCAUUCCAGGGACCACAGAAAAUUUUCAACUUGGUUCUUCUACUUCCUCUAAUGGGCUUUCUUUGACAACCGUACCGCCCUCCACAAUAACUCUUCCUAAUGGCUCACUAAGCACCAUUCCAGGGACUACCUCUACGCUGCCUAAUGGAAUAAGUACUACGACCAUCUCAGAAUUCACUGAAACGUUGCCAAACGGGUCACCAACCACCAUCGGGCCGAUUACUUUGACAUUUGGCAGUGGGAUAAUCACCACCACAUAUAGCCCUCAAACCAUAACGUUGCCCAAUGGAUCUCUGACGACCAUACCUGGAGCGACCUUGACUGAGCCACCUAUUAUUACAGGGCCACCAAACACAGCGCCGCCAAACCCACCUAGCACCACGACAAGUUCUUCAGACCAUGACUUGAUACCAUGUGUAAUACCUCCGCUUCCGAUUUGUAUACCUUGCAUCUGGGGUCUCUGCUUUCCACCAGGAACAGGACCACCUCCACCUCCCCCACCACCUGGUGGCGGGGAUGGUGGUACAACUACUGGAAGCACAAGCUCCGGAUGUAAAACGGUUACUGUCACAGACCUCUUCGUGUCAUGUGAUUCGCUCCUCGAUGCAACGACUCUCUCCUGCAGUACGACAUCCUCAAUCACAGUGUCAGGCUGUUUGAUUACCGCAAGUACCACAACUACGACAGUAGGCUCAUGCCCAACAAUAGCCCCAGAAGACGGGACUGAUGGUGAUAACGUCGGGUGCUUCAGCCCUACAACACCCUGCGAUGUCAAAAUAUGUUCCGGGAGUGUUGAAGCUGGAAAAGGAGUUUGCGGCUCCAGCACUUCCUUCUUUGGUUGUCCUUGCACACCUGGUUCAUCAACCCCUGGGUUCUGCGGUACACCUCAAUCAUGUGACUCCAAUAACUGCGCAGGAACCUUUGAUGCUGAUGGGAAAGCAACCUGCAAACAGGCCUUAACAGGUUGUCAAUGUUUACCCACAAGGAAUACAUGUGGAAACGCUCAAAGCUGCGACGCCAAAAAUUGCGCAGGUACUUUCGAUGCUGACGGACAAGCUACUUGUAAAGGUUUCUUUGAUGGAUGCCCUUGCACCGCAACAGUCAAUACAUGUGGAAACCCUCAAAGCUGCGACGCCAAAAAUUGCGCAGGAACUUUCGAUGGUGAUGGACAAGCCACUUGUAAAGAUUCCUUUGCGGGAUGCCAAUGCACUCCAACAACCAAAACAUGUGGAAAUCCUCGAAGCUGCGACUCCAAUAACUGCCAGGGCAGCUUUGAUAGUGAUGGUAAAGCUACCUGCAAAGGUUCUUUUACAGGAUGUCAAUGUGCUCCUACAGACAACACAUGCGGCACUCCACAAUCGUGCGAGGCUAGAGGAUGCGCUGGAUUACUCAGUCACGGAGCGGCAACUUGCCAAGGAAAAUUCGCAGGAUGCAAAUGUGUCGCUGAUGCCAACACACCUGGCUUUUGCACGAAUCUCGGAUCUUGUGAAUUCGCGGGCUGCAAUGGCAAGAUCGUCGAUCCAAGCAGUAACUUGGGUGUUUGUCAGGGAGGAAGCCAUGUUGGAUGCUCUUGUGUCCCGGAUGCUCAAACACCCGGUUUCUGUGGUCCAAUUGCGUCUUGCGAUGCCAAUGGCUGCCAGGGAACGCAAGUCGGUGCAGGUAGCUCAUUUGGUACAUGUCAAGCCGGAUCUCACAUCGGAUGUAGUUGUCUUUUCCAGUCGCCAACCACUACAUCGCUACCUCCGUCUAGCCCAACAGACAAUUGUGAAAAUGAUUGCUUAGCCAUUCUCACCGACAAGGUCAAUUCACUUCCAGACCAAAUCUGUACAAAUGAUUCUAAUAACAACUUCAUCGACUCUGGAAGUUCACCUGCCGGGUUUACUGACUGGUGGAGGCUGGCUUCUCACAGCAACUGCUUUUUGGUCCUUGCGAAACAAUCUGGCUCUGGGUCAUUUCCGGGUGGGUAUUGCUUCAAUAAAAGUUUUGUUCAAGCCUGGGUGACGAAUAAUGCCUUGGGUUGCAAUUCUGGAGAUGAUUUCUUCCGGCCAAGUCAGCCGUUGCCAGAUGAAAGUAACUUUUCAGGUGAUGGUAUGGUUUGUCUCUCAAAUUUCCUGAAUUAUCAGCUUUGCGGCUCUUCGACAAAGAAUGGGGGAACCGAUUUUGGGGCAGGAGGAGGAGUGAACCCACCAAGGUAA